This is a messenger RNA of Triticum urartu, 619 nucleotides long. RefSeq lists its product as uncharacterized. NCBI's taxonomy places the organism in Eukaryota, Viridiplantae, Streptophyta, Magnoliopsida, Poales, Poaceae. The record is from RefSeq and is a predicted model, not a curated record.
ACAGAGGUCACCUCCCGGGGCAAUGGCUCUGGUCAAGAGCACAUCAUCAGGUCUAAUCUGUCCCUCGAUGAUAAUCUACUCAAGAGGAAGGUGAAUCUGCCAUACCUAGGUUGUGAGGCUGAGGAUGUAAUGGAUUUCCUGCUCAUCGAGACGCAGCAGUUGCUCUACCGCUUCAACUCUUUCGUACCCAUUCUACAAAAAUUCAGAAUCCCCAUAUCUUCGGACAAGAUUGAGAAGCUGCGUCUCAUAUUCAAUGCGCUUGUGGGCAUCUCGGAGCUUAUCAAAAGGCACAAAUCUGCUGCUGCCAAGGGUCAUGGAGAUUGUUUGGACCGUGCCGGCUGGGAUGCUACGUGGGGAUGCUCGACGAGAACACAUGGUGCCUUUGACGACAUAACGACAUUGAGUCCUAUGCAAUUCACGGCUUGCACGCCUGGAAUCUUCCCAUUCUCGUCCGUGGCAGGCCCUGCCUUGCAGAUCUAUUCAAUCAGGCUCGUUAAUCUUAACCGUAAUCUGAGUUGGCCACUUGAUGUCUACGGCGUGGUCGCUGCACGAGACGAUUUUGACCACAACCUCAACAUUCUCUUCCGACGGCCAAGUGCAAACUGCCAAAGAAUUUAGA